AUGCUGGCCUCAGUCCCUGGUCUCACGGCGUCUGUUUCCUGUGAUUAUCGAUAUCUAUGUAUAGACCCGUAUCUGGAGAACGGAAGCGGAAACGGAAACAGAAACGGAGACGGGCUGUUCAUGUUUGAUCGUGAUCAGACGGUCCCGACGAUACCGGCUGAUUCUGAUUUCUGGUGCGGCGACAUCACUUCUCUGCUUGAGCUCGACGACGACGAGUUGAACCCAAUGGACUAUGUUCCUGCCGCUGCAAUGUCGUUUCAUGCUUCAUUACCGAUCAGUCUUGCUUCUACCUCGACUACGUCUACUGCUACGCCUACUGCUACCGCUACUGCUCCUACGCCUACUGCUACUACUCCUACUCCUGUGACAGACACAGCUAUAGCCACAAGUACAUCUACAGCACCAGCGUUGUUACAAUCACUACCACUACCACAAAUACAACUACAUUCACAAUCCACAGGAUCUACAUCAUACAUCACUCCCUCUUCACGCUGGAAAGCCCUAAUGACCCGCGACGGUCUUGCCACCAGUGCAUUCGUCUACGCCGUCCUGACGACCAAGAUAUACUGUCGACCGGACUGCAAGGCCCGGCUGGCGCGCCGGGCGAAUGUCGUCUUCUACGCCACUGCCGCGCAAGCUGAGAAGGCGGGGUUUCGGGCGUGUAAGCGGUGCAAACCGCGCAGAAGCCGCUCUCAGGGCUUUCGGCUUGGGUGUGUGACUGUUAAUGCAGGACAACUACAACCAUCAUCAUUCGGUGAACAAUCCGACCAUUCAUCAAGGUCUACUGUCGCCAAAACCCAUCUCGAGGCUGAACCCACUCUAUCGACGACGUGGGCGAGAGACAAUGGUGAUACGAUAUCGGAUCGUGCAGUCUCUUCAAGGGCAGAAACUGAUCAUGAUACAUCACGUCAUGUUCAUGCCGUCGCAUCGACUGUUGACAACGGUACCGGUACCACCAUAUCAUCAUCACCUCGGACCGUCGCGUCAAGGGGUCAUGACCACAUCGAUAGUGCAGAGGCAAGUACGGAGUCUACAGACGCAGGGCAGUGUUCCAUUUCGACGGAGACGCAACAGCCGAAUUCGACUCCCGUUACAGAAGCAACUCCGGACUGUAGGCAAAAGUCGACGACGAGAGACUCGGAUAUAAACCCAAACCCAGACACCGAAACAGACGCAGAAACAGAUCCAGACCCAGAUGACGUCCGCACCAAGAUCCAUCGAGCUGUCCAUCUCGUCCGCGACGCAGCUUCUGCAGGAACCACGCUCAGUCUGUCCCAGCUCUCCAAACAAGUCGGUCUGAGUAAAUGGCAUCUACAGCGCGUGUUCAAACAGCUUCAGGGCGUCACGCCGCGCGAGUUCGCAGAGCAGAUUCUCGCGAAUACUGAGGUGAGCGGUACUAUGGCCACUCCUAGGACUGUUGGAAGCCUCACUAUGGCCACUCUGAGAACUGUUGGCUACCGGAAAGACCGUGUCAGCGAGAAUGCGUGCCCCGAUACUAGUACCUCGAAGGAUGACGAAUGUUGGGAGUCUCAAAUGGAAAUGGGCGUUCUUUCAGGUGAGGAACGAUCCGCAACCAGCUCUGCGACCUUUGCACCGUCGAUUUUAGUAUCUGGAAACGAAAGAGAGGAGCUCACCUCUAGUCGACCCGGGCAUUGGGAAACCUUGGUACCGGACGGCAGUCUAGAUAUGACUCUGGCUGUGGACAGAGACAUGGACAUGAAUACGGAUCCGAACCUGGCUGCGGAUUCGAAUUUGAAUGUGCAUAUGGACCAGGAUGUUGAGGAUCUCCUUGGUGAUCUGUUUCCAGAGCUCUACGAUUAUCCCUGA
Capronia coronata CBS 617.96 is the source of this 1827-nucleotide messenger RNA. RefSeq lists its product as uncharacterized. Gene Ontology annotation, molecular function: sequence-specific DNA binding; zinc ion binding; methyltransferase activity. Gene Ontology annotation, biological process: regulation of DNA-templated transcription; DNA repair. Lineage: Eukaryota; Fungi; Ascomycota; Eurotiomycetes; Chaetothyriales; Herpotrichiellaceae. The record is from RefSeq and is a predicted model, not a curated record. The transcript has a single exon. Bases 1 to 1827 code for a protein of 608 amino acids.